GAGAACACACGAAACGAAAACAGCACGAAUCCUAUAGGAAAGGCGGGAUUUAUGCAAAACUGCACCAAUCACGAGAAAGAAAGGGUACAGCGGCAGAAGUAGGAGAGCCUCGCGACCUCCGCUGCAUUCCUAACUGCCAUCUCAUCUCUGCGCUUCCGACUCAACACAAAGGUAUAGAUUUCAGUUCCCCUUCAUUAAAUGUAGCAGCGUUCUGUCAUUAAAGCAUGAUUGAAUGAAUAUUCAUUUAUAUAAAUGAGAGCAGUUGUCGCUGCCGGGCUUGCGUGUACAUAUCUAUGCUUAGUACGAAAAUCGCCUGCCACGUAGACGUCGCUGUGUUUGUGAGCUGGCUCCGUGUGCAGCACGCAGUGGGUUUAAACUGGCAUAUUACAUCCGCGCUCUGGUACCUGCGCGCAGAAAUGUUACUCGCAUUUUGGAGUUGGUUUUGCGCGUCGCUCCUAUCUUUUGCUAGCGGAGCAAAACUCCCGGAUCCGGAGGUUAAAAUCGAAGUUCUAAACAAACCUUUCAUCUGCCGCCGCAAGUCUAAGUAUGGGGACAUGCUGCUGGUCCACUACGAGGGUUUCCUGGAGAACGGCACCAGGUUCCACUCCAGCCGUCUCCAUGGAGAUAAGAACCCGGUGUGGUUCACGCUCGGGAUCCGCGAGGUGAUCCGGGGCUGGGACAAGGGCCUGCAGGACAUGUGUGCUGGGGAGCGCCGAAAACUCACUGUCCCACCCAGCCUGGCCUACGGCAAGGAGGGGAAAGGUAAGAUCCCCCCUGAGAGCACGGUGACCUUUGACAUCGAGGUCCAGGAGAUCCGCAACGGACCCCGAUCACACGAGUCCUUCCAGGAGAUGGACCUGAACGAUGACUGGAGGCUCUCAAAACAAGAGGUAAAAGAGUAUCUGAGGAAGGAGUUUGAGAGACAUGGCUACCCUCCCAACGACACGCACCAUGAAGUCAUGGCCGAAGACAUCUUCAACAGGGAGGACAAAAACAAAGAUGGCUACAUCUCCUCCCGCGAGUUCACCUACAAACACGACGAGCUGUAGCCUCAUCUCCUCCCGCGAGUUCAGCUAACCAAAACCUCUGAGCUACUUGAUCAUUUCCACCUGUUCUGGAUUACA
Molecule: messenger RNA, 1124 nt
Organism: Conger conger (European conger)
Lineage: Eukaryota; Metazoa; Chordata; Actinopteri; Anguilliformes; Congridae
Product: peptidyl-prolyl cis-trans isomerase FKBP14-like
Exons: 4
Coding region: 294-1049 (251 amino acids)
Molecular function (GO): peptidyl-prolyl cis-trans isomerase activity; calcium ion binding
Source: RefSeq, a predicted model, not a curated record